ACAAAAUACAGCAUUUGUAACAUUGUUGUAUUUUAGACUUUAGUUGCCCUUUAAAACCCCCAAAUGGUUCAUCAUAAUAAGAACCAACGUGCCCUAUCACCCAGACACAGUGUAUUCAUCCCCUAUUGCCGGAUCGUGAUAUAAAGGUCCCUCAGAGUCAAGUGACAGACCAGCAGCAGGACAGUGCAAUAAAAUGGCAGACUUGUAAAAGUUUCACUCGCGGGAGUAUGACGGCUAAAGAUCGCUAAAACAUGUUCAUUGUUCUGUCUGAAGGAACAAAAACGUAUUUUCUAGUACAAAAGCGAGUGCGUUGGUCUAUUACAAAUACGCAGCGAAAAUACAAAUAACAAAGAGAGCGAAAUAUUCGAAAAUAUCGCAUUUCACAUAUUAAAGUUUUACACGCGCACCCAGAAGAAAAGAAAAUGGCGCGGACCCUUUAAAGAAUUCCGCGCCGUCACUUCCCCGGAGUUUGCCGGUUGCCUAGUCAACCGCCCUUCCCCCACACUUAGCCAAUCACCUCCUCCCGCCAUUGCUGGCGCCAAAGCGCAAGCCUAGCCCUCUCCUUCAAUACAGAACACAGCUACGGAAGGCGUGAUAUCAUAACAUAAAUCACGCCUACUGGUGGAGCUGAUUCGAUUAAGAGGCUGACGUCAACGAGCGGCAGCCAAUAGGAAUGUUGGAGGAGGAAGGCGCUGGGAGUGGAACGGCGGUUAGUGACGUCAGAGGGAGAGGGUAGCAACAGUUGCCUUGAGACCCCCGGCGCCAUAGUGACUGUAGCCGUGGAGACAGUUACUUGCCAACCGGAGACACACGGAGCAGCAGUGGCCGGAGAGGUAACCCGGGGACCGCGGAGCCAUCAUCAACACAGCACCGCGUGCUAUAACUACCUGGGUAGCCGGACGGAGAAACCAGUAUGCAGAAUUCAGACAGUGGAUCAGACUCGGCAACAUCUGUUGCUCUAAGAACAUCGGCAUCGGCACAAGCUCCUGUAGUGCAGCCUGUACCAGCAUCUCAACAGAGAAGUUUGUCUCAGGCGUCUGGCUCUGCUCCCAAAGGGGGACAUGGUCAGGGUAUCUCUGUACCCAGAGCCCACCAGUUACAGCAGCAGGUCCAGACUGUCCAACAUGUCUAUCCAGCUCAAGUGCAGUAUGUGGAAGGGGAUACAGUGUACACCAAUGGAGCCAUCCGUACAGCUUACUCCUACAAUGCGGAAGCCCAGAUCUACGCGCCCAGCAGUGGAUCCUCCUACUUUGACUCUCAAGGAGGCGGUGCUCAGGUCACCACAGUGGUCUCUAGCCCUACAGCAAUCCCUUCCCACAGUAUGGUGGGUAUCGCCAUGGAUGUGAGUGGCAGCCAGAUCAUCUCUAGUUCUGGAGCAUACCUUAUUCAUGGAGGACUGGAGAAUUCUCGCCAUACACCCUCUCACACUUCUCGUACCUUUCCUGCUACGCUUGAAAUGGCGAUUGAAAAUCUCCAAAAAAAUGAAGGCAUCACUUCUCACAAAAGCAGCUUGCUCAACAGCCAUCUUCAGUGGCUGCUGGAUAAUUAUGAGACAGCGGAAGGCGUGAGCCUCCCUCGCAGCUCACUUUAUAAUCACUACCUGCGGCACUGCCAGGACCACAAACUUGAUCCAGUUAAUGCGGCAUCCUUUGGCAAACUCAUUCGCUCAGUGUUCAUGGGCCUGAGAACACGACGACUUGGUACCAGAGGUAACUCAAAAUACCAUUAUUAUGGCAUUCGUCUGAAGCCAGAUUCUCCUCUGAACCGCCUGCAGGAGGAUACACAGUAUAUGGCAAUAAGACAGCAACCCAUCCACCAGAAGCAAAGAUACAGGCCUGCACAGAAGAUGGAUGGAAUGGGAGAUAAUCCAGCCAACAGCAGCCAACAUACCUCUCCAGAACAAUCUGUUGCAGCUCAAAGUCAGCAUCAUCAGCAAUUUAUAGAUACAUCACAUGUGUUCCCAGACUUCCCAGCACCUGAUUUGGGCAGUUUGCUGUUACCAGAAGGCAUCACUAUGACCGACAUAAAAAAUCUCCAGCUUAUGUACCGGCGGCACUGUGAGGCUACAAUUGAUGUAGUGAUGAAUCUACAGUUCCAGUACAUUGAGAAGCUAUGGCAGGCUUUCUGGAACUCCAAGCCUUCUUCUCCUGAUGGUUCCAGUGCAAUGAGCAGUGAGGAUGAACAGGAGCCAACUAUCCCAAAAGACAAGCUGAUGGUGCUUUGUAAAUAUGAACCCAUUAUGAGGUGGAUGAGAAACUGUGAUCACAUUCUUUACCAAGCGCUGGUGGAGAUACUCAUCCCUGAUGUACUAAGACCUGUUCCCAGUACUUUGACCCAGGCAAUUCGGAAUUUUGCCAAGAGUUUGGAGGGCUGGCUUACCAAUGCCAUGUGUGAUUUCCCACAGCAGAUAGUUCAUGCCAAGGUUGGAGUAGUAAGUGCUUUUGCACAAACGCUUCGCCGUUACACGUCCUUAAAUCAUUUGGCUCAAGCUGCAAGAGCUGUGCUUCAGAAUACAUCACAGAUUAAUCAAAUGCUCAGUGAUCUAAAUCGUGUGGACUUUGCCAAUGUCCAGGAGCAGGCUUCUUGGGUGUGCCAGUGUGAAGAAGGUAUGGUGCAGAAACUGGAGCAAGAUUUCAAGCUAACCCUGCAGCAGCAGAGCUCAUUGGACCAAUGGGCAAAUUGGUUGGACAAUGUUGUCACUCAGGUGCUGAAACCACAUGAAGGAAGCCCCAGCUUCCCAAAGGCAGCCAGACAGUUUCUUCUCAAAUGGUCAUUUUACAGUUCGAUGGUGAUUCGAGACCUUACUCUGCGCAGUGCUGCCAGCUUUGGAUCUUUCCACCUUAUACGCCUGCUUUAUGAUGAGUACAUGUUCUACUUGGUGGAACACAGAGUGGCACAGGCAACAGGGGAGACUCCCAUUGCAGUAAUGGGGGAGUUUAGUGACUUUGCUUCAAUGUCUCCUGUGCUAACCGAUAAAGACGAUGUCAGUGAACCUGGGAGUGAUACAGAUGGGGAUCCUCGCAUUUCCGGUCAACCUCCAGUUAAAAGAGAACGUGUGGAUCUGAACCACUCGAUGCAAGAAAUGUAGACUGGAUUUUUUCUUCGCCUUAUUAUUCCCUGACAAGUGGGAACUCAUCACCUUUGAUGCAGUCUGCCUUGUUACAGUGUAGUGCCUCUUAAAAUCCCACAAGUAUCCUUUUCCCCCAGAUCAUCUGCAGUGUCUAGUGGAUAUCGGCGUAGGUAUGGAAGACGGACCCAGUGGCACUGACAAUCAGACUCCAUAAUGGCGCAAACUUUUUUUCUUCUUCUUUCGACUACCACUCUCUAAUACUGAGCAGUGACUCUUGGAUAUGGAUUUUUUUUCACUUUUCCCACACCCUGGAGGGACUCAUUAAAUAUCUAAUUUACGUUACCAUAAUUUGACUCUUACCUCAUCUAUACUGAAUUCUAAGUGGGCUGGUUUUAUUUGCCAAAAAUGUGUCUGCAUCAUGUGUCCUCUGAAGGUUUCGGUUAAUUCAACAAGUCAAAUGAUUUCAGCUGUUGGACUAAAUGGCAGCUGUACCACAUUAGCAACCGCCUAUAGAAUCUGCUGUUGCUGGAUGAAAAAAUAUAUUGUGAAGAAAGUAUAUUGCCACCUCAUGAGCAGAAAAUUUUGAAGGUGUUUAACGGUUUUCAGAUCUUUAUAGGUUGAUGGCUGGUAUCUAAAAGGCUGCAAUGAUUUGUACUUUCUAUAUUUGUGUAAAACUCUACAGGGUUUGCCAUACUGAUACUGUUUUGUUUACAGUACACUCUCUCCUGUACUUCAGCUGUAUGCUCUAAAGAGAUUGUUCUGUCUUAAUUUGUAGAUACCAAAGCAUCUUGCAGGCGAAGCACAAGAGGGGAUUUGUCUAGAUUUGUGCAAAGCCCUUUUUGUCUUGGCUCUGGUGCCUUCAGAAUCCUGCUACGGAUUCCUGUGUCCUGUAUCUUCUUUUGUAAAGACGAAGACUGUUGCAGAUAAUGCCCCCUAGAUCUUUUCUGUCAUGCAACUUCUGUAUCCUACUUUUGCUAGUUUUGCCUUACUGUGGCCCAGCAUUAGCCCUCUUUAAGUUCAGAGGGUUUAGAAAUCCAGUGCCUUAGUGUAUACAAUUGUCUUCUCAAUAUAGUUACGUUUUCUAUUGGUCCCUUGAUGCUUCUUUUCCUGUCAUUUGCUUCAAUGUGAGACUAUCAAAACGAAAUUCUACAUGUACAGUAAUGUUAGCUGCCACUUUGGAUUCUUGGAUCAACAGCAGUUAUUUCUUUGGUUUUGAAAUUAUUUCCAAACUUGGAUUUUUAUUUUUUUAUUUUUUUGCUAGUACCAUCAUCCAGUCUAGUCCUCAAAGUACAUACUUGUAUGCCCAUUAAUGCAUUCUUUUGUACAGAAAAAAAAAAAAAGUCUGCUAGCUGUUUGGCUGCACAGAAGUGUAUUUUUAGACUAGGAUUUUGAUCCUGAUUAGUGACUGCUGAAUAUCUACGAAUGUGAAAGUGUGGCCUUUUGUUCCUGCAGUUGCCGUUUGGUUAACCUCUUCCAAGCCUGGGGUUUGCACAAGCAUUAAUGUGAGUCUGCACCGAAUAUAAACAUUAAUUAGAUAUUUAUACUUAGUAAAAAGCGUUUUUUAACUGUAAUGUAAGAAUUUUAUUAAACAGAAUAGCUUUAGAUUAGUUAUUAAAAUUUAAUCUGAUGGAUGAGAUUCAUGGUUAAAUCUAAAUAGGUGUGGAUAUGUGUUUUAAGUCACAUUUUGAGUUUUUGACACCUGCUGUCUAAAUUGACAUGGUUGGCCCACAAUGCCUGUUCUCUGCAGUGAGAGCCAAUCAUAAACCAGUGAAAGAGUGAUGUUACUGCUAGGCGCCAUGAGUGCUCACGUUUGAUUGCCUCCUGCUGCAGAAAGCAGAGAGAGAAGCAGAUGACUACUUUAUCUGCUUGAAAUGGGGGGGGGGGACAACAUGGGUUCCAAAAGUUCCUUCUUUUAAGGGAUUCUCAUACUUAAAUUUUCUUGAAAGCAUUUACAUCCCCUUUAAUAGAUAGAAAGCAAUUCUGGGCCAAAGGUGUCUUACUAUGACUUAAUAAUAGCAGUUAUGGUCAGACUUUAAAAUAAAAAUGGACAUGGUAUAGUAAAACAAAUAUGCCUUAUUACAGUGAGGACGUCGUAAUAGAGAUAUUUUAGACCAUAAAAAAAUUGACCUUAAUUGAGGAACCCUGCAUUUUUCUUAAGAUACUUAAGAUACUACAAAUUGAAAUGCCAUGCUUUGUUUUCUGUCACUAUCAUUUGUAAGUAAAAUAACCAUAGGAAUGUGGGGUGUAUUUUCCUGCAGUUAUGGAUCAAACAAAUGAAUCAUUUCUAGAAAUGGACAAACAUAGUUUAACGGACCAAUACUGUAAAUCUGUCACAAUGACUUUGGCUCUCUUUUGCCUUAUAUUGAUAUUCUGGGGUACAAAGAAAAACAUGUUACUUCUUGUCUGAUUUUUGUCAGAAUUUUGGUAGACGUGUAUACUGCCGCUCAAAUGAUUUUCCUCAAAGGAAAAUUGUACCCUGGAAAGAUUUUAAUUCCAUGUAGAAAAUUAGUUAACUUUUUUUCCCCCAUGCUUUUACAUCAGCACUUUUUAAAAUGGGUAUCUGUCAAAGAUCCCCAAGUUCAGCUCUGAAUCAUGGGAAAGACACUCGAGUCCACAAAAAAAAAUUCUGCAUUAUAAAAGAUUAAAUGGGCUUGUUUUCCUUGAAGUGGAGACUGAUCGAUAAUUUACUCCACACUAAUUAAUAUCACCCAGGCUUGGAAAAUGAAAAUGACUGUAUGUAGGUACUGGCAACUACAGUUUUAUUUUUCUAAAAUAACGUAGAAGUCGUUUUAUUUUCAUAUCAAAAUGAAAUAUUUUCAUGUUUUUUUUGUUUUUUUUUUGUUGCUGUUUAAACUAUUGUAAAUACCAGUGAAACCUUUAUGCCUCCCUUUUUUGUUUCUUUUUUUUAGGGACAAAGCUUCUUGAUUUGCUCAUUGUUAAUGGUAGCAAAAAUUGUGACUUCAUUUUAUUUUCCAUGUAAAGUGAAUAUUGAAAUAUAUUGGAUUUAAUGUU
Messenger RNA from Xenopus laevis (African clawed frog), 6082 nucleotides. It is a transcript of the gene rfx2.L, whose product is annotated as DNA-binding protein RFX2. Gene Ontology annotation, biological process: regulation of transcription by RNA polymerase II; regulation of DNA-templated transcription; DNA-templated transcription. Bases 914 to 3088 code for a protein of 724 amino acids. The record is from RefSeq and is a predicted model, not a curated record. Lineage: Eukaryota; Metazoa; Chordata; Amphibia; Anura; Pipidae. Gene Ontology annotation, cellular component: nucleus; cytoplasm. Gene Ontology annotation, molecular function: DNA-binding transcription factor activity, RNA polymerase II-specific; RNA polymerase II cis-regulatory region sequence-specific DNA binding; DNA binding. The transcript is spliced from 18 exons.